UUUCUUUCCUGCCUCUCCUCGACUUGUGCGUAAAGGGACGAGCGAGGGCGAAAGCGGGGUAGUUCUGCUCUGCGAAGCCGGAGGAAGCGGGGAGAGCUGAGCGCGCGGCUGAGAGCCCCUGCCGUUCGCUAGCAUGGUGCACAUUUGUAAGCAAAGCAGGAGGGGCCCCAGAAGAGACAUUGGCUUCUUACACCCACCAUGAUCCUGGGCAGAACCAUUUCAGUCCGCAUCAUCUUCUUCCUUGGGGUCAUCCAGUGCCUGAGAGGGUAUAGCUGGGAGCAGACAACGGCCAGCUCUGUUUUCCAGCAGGAGCCAUUUGUGGUGGUGUGGAACUUGCCCACAGCUAAGUGUCGAGAGCAUUUUGGGAUCACCCUGCCUCUGGAAGCCUAUGGCAUUGUGGAGAACAAGGACAAUGCUUUUCGUGGCCAGAACAUAACCAUUUUUUACAAGAACAAGUUUGGGCUCUAUCCCUACAUCUCCCCAGAUGGCAAAUGGCACAAUGGGGGGAUACCUCAGAACGUCGAUCUGAAGAAGCACCUGGAGACGGUCUCAAGAGAUGUUUUGGAAAGCCUGAAGCCUGAUUUCCAGGGUCUGGCCGUGGUGGACUGGGAGGAGUGGCGGCCUCUCUGGAGGCGGAACUGGGGCCCCAAGAACGUGUAUAGGGUGGCCUCUAAAAAAUGGGCACGGAACAGAAGGCCUGAUGAACCCCUCACGGAGCAAUCCUAUGUUGCGGAGAUAGAGUUUGAACAGGCAGCUCGGGCCUUCAUGGAAAGAACUCUAGAAAUGGGGAAGUCUCUGAGGCCACAGGGAUUCUGGGGCUUCUAUGGGUUCCCUGACUGUUUCAAUUACAACUGGGAGAACGAAGAGAACUACACCGGCCAUUGCAACCCCACAGAGGUCCAGUGGAAUGAUCAUCUCAUGUGGCUCUGGAAGGUUUCAUCUGCCCUCUAUCCUAGUAUCUACCUCUCACCAAAACUCCCAACAUCUUACCACCAGAGUUAUGUUCACCACCGCCUCAAAGAAGCAUUUCGUGUGGCACAGUUUGGCGUGAAGCAGCCUCUCCCUGUAAUCGCGUAUUCCAGAGUCUCCUACAGACAUUCUCCACGGUACCUGACUGAGGCUGACCUGGUGUAUACAAUUGGAGAGAGUGCAGCACUUGGGGCUGCUGGGGUUGUGCUCUGGGGUGAUCUCUCCUAUUCCCAGUCACCGGAGAGCUGCAGGAGCCUCAAGCAUUACAUCACCACGACGCUGGGCCCAUACAUCGUCAACGUAACCACGGCAGCACGCAUGUGCAGCCGUGAGCUGUGCCACGGGCAUGGACGUUGCGUGAGACAGGACCCCAGUGAACUGGAAGCCUUCCUCCACCUGGACCCACAGCAGUGGGAAGAGGAGUCCUCAAUGACAGAUUUUCCAGAUCAAGACAUGUUCGCAUGGGAACAAUUUCAGUGUCACUGCUAUCCUCAGUGGACUGGAGCCUCGUGUGAGACACCGCUGUGGCUGGAGCCUGUCCUAGGACCGGAUUGUAGUCGAGCUCAACAGUAUUACAAUAUAUUUCAUGCAGGGACUUUGCCACAGAUGGAGAAAAGACUACUGUAAACAAAAGGACAGUUGGCCUGCAGUGUGAUACAAUAGCAGCUCCUCCAUGAAAUGAGUAGCCCUGGAAGCAUGUGCAAAGACAACCAAGACUCAUUCUCCAGUGUCUCCUGUUUAAGGUGCUAUCAGGGCUGGAAAUGACAUCUGCCAGAGACCAUGGGGACCUACUGCCAAUUAAAGUGUGGGGCAAGAUGGACCAAUAUAAGGCAGCUACAUAUGUUUAUAUGCUGAAGUGUGUGUCUGCCGGUAUGUUAGUCUACCCUAUGUGAGACCAAAACAUCCUGCACCAGAUUCACCUAAUGAGACCUGCUAGCAGAAGCCCCUCACAAGGGUUUCUGCUAGUGCUUUGGGGCUUUCCCCUCUCUUCCCCCAUGUGCCACCCCCUCCCCCAAUUGGCUUGGGGGGUGAUGAGAACCCAGAACCAUGCAGGGAGUGGGGGAGGAGAGGGAAAUUGCUGUGUUGGCCAAGCUGCAAUGCUUGCACUGGUAGAAUGGUACUAUGUUGAAUUCUUCCCUCUGACUUUGUGAAUUCUCCCAGAAUUUCCUGGGAGGCUCUGGUCCAGUUGCCUAGCUUUUGAAUGCAUCUGUGCUGGGGUUUUGGCUCCUUAAAUAAACCACAUGUUUCUUUUUUUCUGUCUCAGCAAUUCCAAGUAUUGGUGUCACUAAAUCUUAAGAUCAUAAAAAAAUGAAGGUUAGAAGACUCAGUGGAGUCCAGCAUCCUUUGCCAAACACGCUUCCAAUAAUCCCACAAACAGAGCAAGACAUCAACCCACCAACCCAGUUGUUUGUACUUUUGCUAUCAUGAGAUAGGUUUCAAUGCUGAGUUCAAUUCAGCUAUUAUGGCUAAUUCCACGAAUUAAAAAGAACCCAGUAAGAUCACAUCCCAGGCUGGCAUUGCAUCAAGAGAGAAGGGUUUCAGUGCUUUGUCCAAAACAAGACAUCCAACAGCUUCCAAGAAUAAUUACAGAUACUCGCAUUAAUGCAUUUCUUCACAAGACAGGCCACACUCAUUGUUGCCCCUUCCCUUCUAAUCUUCAAGUAGCUAAAAGAGAAAGUUAAGGAUGGUGUUAGAAUAAGGGUAUGAAGAUUUAAUGGGCUAAAAAUGGAUUAAACAUAACUUCAAUAAAAGCAUCUUCAAAGCAA
This is a messenger RNA of Podarcis muralis (Common wall lizard), 2735 nucleotides long. RefSeq names its product hyaluronidase 3 (gene HYAL3). Lineage: Eukaryota; Metazoa; Chordata; Lepidosauria; Squamata; Lacertidae. Gene Ontology annotation, biological process: hyaluronan catabolic process; carbohydrate metabolic process. The record is from RefSeq and is a predicted model, not a curated record. Gene Ontology annotation, cellular component: acrosomal vesicle. Gene Ontology annotation, molecular function: hyalurononglucosaminidase activity.